AUGCAAGAUCAUUAUUUAACUCAACAACAUCAACAUGCGGUACUUAAUGUUGUUCGACGAAUGAAAACACAAUUUGACGAUAGGCAGAUGGAUAUUGAUCUUCCUCGAACGACGACUGACGAAGCGUGCAAUCCUGCUAAAUCUCAGAUAGAAGAGCUUUAUGACAUGCUCAAUAUCUUAGUAGGUGGUGUUGAAACAUUGACUAAUGAUGAACAACGUCUAACCAAUGAAUCACUUGAAAUACAAACAAUACUUCCAACAUUAACAGACGAAUUAUCGAAAGUUAAACUAUCUGUAGAAGAAUCAAAUGGUUUUUUGGAAGCAGUCAAACAUAAUCACGCAAUUCUUAACCAAGAUCUGUUAUCCUUACAGGAGCAAGUCAAUGAUUUGCAAUGUGUUUCGUAUGAUGGCGCAUUUGUUUGGAAGAUAACAAGUUUUCUAGAGAAAAUGAUUGAUGCACAGUCUGAAAGACAAACAUCAUUUUAUUCACCGCCGUUUUAUUCAUCUCCAACUGGAUAUAAAAUGAGAGCUCGUCUUUAUUUAAAUGGUGAUGGGAAUGCUCGUCGUACACAUAUGUCACUUUUUUUUGUACUCAUGCGAGGCUUGAAUAAUCCAAUUCUCAAAUUUCCAUUCAACUAUAAAGUUACAUUUUGUUUAUACGAUCAAACUUCUCAACAACGACAUAUUAUCGAUUCAUUUCGGCCAGACAUUAGAUCAAGCAGUUUUCAACGACCUCGAUCUGAUAUGAAUAUUGCCAGCGGCAUACCGAAGUUUUUUCCAUUGGAAAUAAUUCAACAGGAAGGAAAUCCCUAUGUAAGAGAUGAUACAAUGUUUAUCAAAAUUAUGGUUGACUUUGGAGAACUACCUAAAACAUUGUUACCUUAUGCUUUGAGUCUUAAUCCAGGUUUACCAGCAUAUAUUCAACAAGCAAUGAUCAAACAAGAAGCUGAACAAAGAUCUCAACAAUCUUCUAGAGAGGCACCAUUAAUACCUCAAGGAUAA
This is a messenger RNA of Rotaria sp. Silwood2, 1002 nucleotides long. NCBI's taxonomy places the organism in Eukaryota, Metazoa, Rotifera, Eurotatoria, Philodinida, Philodinidae. The record is from the annotation of a GenBank genome assembly.